This is a messenger RNA of Ochlerotatus camptorhynchus, 6116 nucleotides long. It is a transcript of the gene Mhcl, whose product is annotated as Myosin heavy chain-like. The record is from RefSeq and is a predicted model, not a curated record. NCBI's taxonomy places the organism in Eukaryota, Metazoa, Arthropoda, Insecta, Diptera, Culicidae. Gene Ontology annotation, cellular component: cytoplasm; myosin II complex; myosin filament. Gene Ontology annotation, biological process: actomyosin structure organization. The transcript is spliced from 17 exons. Gene Ontology annotation, molecular function: actin filament binding; cytoskeletal motor activity; ATP binding. Bases 135 to 6032 code for a protein of 1965 amino acids.
AACAGGACCGAGGAAAUGAAGAAGUAGUUGCCCUAGCCAAUACAACCACAUACAUCGACAGCAAUGGAGAACUGGUGGAGCGGGUUUCUUUUACCACCGUUAACGUAUCACAGUCGGAUAGCUCCGAAACGUCUAUGAAUUCGGUAACUGUUAAUCAGACGAAAGUACUACCUCCUGUGCCACCAAGGCCACCCAAGCGCGGCAUUCUGAAAGGAUCGCGUUUGAACCUGAACGAAUUUGGAUCCGAUGGUGGAGGCUCGUACUCUUCGAUGUCUCCGGAUUCUAAAACAGAAUUAAUGCGAAACACGUUACAAAACGAACGAAUGAACUAUUCACAGCAAUCAAGACAUUCCGUGGAAAAUCUUAGGAUUGUUGGAGAGGUGAAUCCUGUCAACCUAAAUCAUCUACAUGUGGCAACGUCUCCAUCUCCAAGUGCCGGUAGUCUUACCGAUACAACAAAUUCAUCCUUUGCAACGCCACCAUUUUCCUUGAGUCCAGUUGGAGAAUCUCAAGGAUCAUACCGCUGGUCUCGGGUACAAGCUUUCGAAGAAACAAGUCUUCCGCUGCCACCAAUUAAGUUAGUAACUUUACCACCUGCUCGAGAGCUGGUGAUCAAGCGACAAAAAACACCAAGAAAUGAUUUUGGAUUUAGUCUAAGGAAGGCUAUGGUUCUGGUUCGAACUAAUCCCCUGCUAUCACCAAUAUUACAACCAGUUAUUUUUGCCGAACCAAGUGCCAAUACCAGCACUUCUACUGGUUUACUGCCCGGCGACCGACUUCUUAAAGUGAAUGGAUUAUCCGUAGAGGAAAUGUCUCGUGAAACGAUAAUUGAAAUGAUAAGAAACAGCGGGGACAGUGUAAUAGUGCAGGUGCAACCAGUAGCGGAACUGGCGGAACUUUCCCGUCGUUGUAUGACCAGCGCCAGUGACGAUAGUGAUCGAUUUUCAUCCAUGGAUGUUAUAGAAUGCAAUACAUUACGCCGCAGUGCCAGCAAACGCCUCAAAGCUGAGAUUAAACCUGAUCAGUUGAACAACGAUGGUCUUGAAAGCGAUUAUCACUCUGGAGAGAAAGUAUGGCUAAUUCAUCGAUUAGGUUUCACGGCGGCAUUAAAGUUACUACACAGUAUUUCUUCCGAUCCGAGCAAAACGCUGGUGCAACUCGAACAUAACGGAGAAGAGCUGAGCGUCGAUGAGGACGACAUUGAAAAAGCAAAUUUAGAAUCAUUGGACCUAGUUGAAGAUAUUUGCCAGCUUCGACAUCUUAAUGAGGCAUCCGUGCUACACGUACUGCGGCAGAGAUAUGCUAACAAUCUAAUUCACACUCGAGCAGGUCCAGUGUUGAUGUUUGUUAACGCGAUGGCACCGUUGUCGCUUUAUUCGGAAAAGGUUGUGUCGAUGUUUCGCGGUUGUAAAACCGAGGAUAUGCCACCGCAUGUAUUUUCGCUCACGCAAACAGCAUAUCGAGCGAUGUUGGAAACCCGCCGCGAUCAAAGCCUCAUCUUCAUGGGACGUUCCGGAUCCGGUAAAACAACUAACUUUAAACAUGCCUUGUACUAUUUGGCAUUAGCAGCAGGUUCUGUAAAUAAAAUAUUAUCAGUUGAGCGAGUGAGCGCAGUUAAUACGAUAUUGGAGGCUUUUGGAAAUGCCAAAACAUGUCUCAACACCAACGCAACACGAUUCACUCAAAUUUUCAGCGUGGACUUCGAUCACUGUGGACAAAUAGCAUCAGCUUCGGUGCAAAUUUUACUGUUAGAAAAAUCUCGGGUAGGAAGACGAACCGGAAGCGAACAUCAUACAUUCCACGUAUUUACGCGUUUACUAGUUGGUGCCGAAGAACACCUCCAAAAAGAAAUGUUUUUGGAUAAUAUAAAUAUUGAAGAAAAUAACCUUUUUAUCACACUACCAACUAAGCUUGAAGAAAAGCAAAAUGCAUCCAUCGAUUUUGCGAGAUUGCAACAAGCAUUCAGUGUGCUUAACGUUGAUCAGUCAUCUGUAAAAGCUCUUUGGUAUGUACUGGCGGCGAUAUUCCAUCUAGGAAGUGCCAAUUGUUCCGUUGUCGGCAUGGGAUCAUCUGCCCGAGUUCAGUUUUCCAAUCCAUCUUCCGCAAGAAAGGCAGCCAACUUAUUGGGAAUUUCAAUGGAUGAUUUGACCACUGCAGCUUUUUCGAAUGCAUCACACAAAUCUGUUCAUGGUUCUCCAAGCAAAUCCAAUUCAUCCUCAGAGCAGUCAGAUUUGGCGGCAGCUGCCUUGUAUAGUUUAGAAGGGCUAGUUGUUGGUCUAUAUUCUGAAGUAAUGUCAGCUGCUGUAGCGUUAGUGAACACAGCAAUCGGCACUUCAAACAAUACAGUUUCAUCCAUCCUUUUGAUCGAUACGCCGGGCUUCCAGAAUCCAGCUAGUUGCGGACAACAAAUGGGAGCAUCAUUGUCUGAUUUAAGACACAAUUACCUGCAAGAACGUUUGCAAUUAUUGUUUCAUCACGUCAACCUUGUUGCACCUCGCAAUCGCUAUGCACAAGAGCUGGUAGAAUUAGAUGCUGGAAUCAUGCAUGAGACGAAUCCUACCCCGUUGGUAAAUUUACUUGAUAAGGCACCACAGAAUCAUGUAGUACGUACAUCACAGAACAAUCUUCGGGAUCAGGACAAACGUGGCCUCUUGUGGAUGCUGGAUGAGGAAGUGAUGUAUCCUAAUGCUAGUGACGAUACUUUCCUGGAAAGAUUAUUCUCCUCAAAUGCAGAUCGGGAAAGCCAAAUUCUUAUCCGAAGGGGAGCUGGAAUGCGGCAGUUUAUCCUACAACAUAUGCAAGGAACUAAUCCAGUAUUAUAUAAUUCAUCCGGUUGGUUGAAAGGCAGUCACGAGCAUCCAUCAACUAAAUGUGCAGUUAGUUUACUGCAGGACAGUAACAAAUCUGAAAUCAGCAACCUUUUUACUGUUUGUUUUACACGCAGUGGAGGUACAGUUUAUUUUGGUUCUAUCGUGGGCACAGAAGGUACACAAUCGCUGCGACGUGUGUCCAGCAUACGAAGAUCGUUCACGUCUGCUGGAAUCAAGCGCAAUUCAGUUAUGCUACAAGUUAAGUUUACCGUGGAUGGCAUUAUCGAAACUCUAAGGCGAACCGGCACGCACUUCGUUCACUGUUAUCUGUUGCAGCACAAUGCCGGCAUAUCUGGCUAUAUGAAUUCAAAUACCAAAGCAUUGCAAAGUGAUGACAUUGUUAACAUACCACUCUUACGAAGUCAGUUGCGUGGAUCACAGAUACUGGAUUUCUCUCGGCUGCAUCGUUUGGGUUUUCCAAUGAGUGUACCUUUAUCUGAAUUUAGCCGUCGCUUUGGAUUACUUGGUGAUGGUGCACUGGGCGACGUUACCGUGGAGAACAUUUUAAAUCUCAACGAAAUAGACCCUUCCGUGUAUCGGAUUGGCCCUAGUCAGGUUCUCUUUCGUUCUGGUGUUUUAAACCAAUUGGAGGCAAAGCGUGAUGAGCUGUUGUCUGACCGCAUCACACAACUUCAAGCUUACUGCCGUGGUUAUCUGUCUAGGAAACGGCUAGCUCAAAAGCGAAUUCAGGAACUUGCAGUCAGAUGUAUUCAACGUAAUGUGCGAGCAUUCCUAAAUGUUCGCGAAUGGCCCUGGUGGCGACUGUUAGUGAGGGUUACGCCUCUGUUGAAUGUGCAUCGCACCGAGGAGCAGUUGAAGAUCGCUACCAAUGAACUGCAAGUUUUAAAGGCAAAACUAGAGAAGGUAGAAAGUGAGCGCAACAACUUGAAGACAGAAAACUCCAAACUAGAAUCAAGGCUAUCAGGGAUGACUGCAGAGCUGGCUGAAGAGCACUCAUCAUCAAGCUUGAUAAGUGAACGGUUGGAAGCAGAAACUACCGAAAGACUAAGGCUCGAUAAGGAAGUUAAAGAACAUGAGGCCAAUUAUCGAAAUUUGCAGGAAUCAUCGGAGAAACUGGAGAUGGAACUAUUGUGUGCUAAAUCUGAUCUCAACGGCGAUUUGGAUGAUGACCUUGAUGGCGAUGAAACUGGAUCCAACGUCUAUCGACUAAAAUAUGAGCGAGUGGCCCGUGAACUGGAGUUUACCAAAAAACGAUUGCAGACACAGCAUGAGCAUGACCUGGAGCAACUAAUUGGAUUAAAAAAACAAUUGGAAAAGAAGCUAGCAGAUGCUUAUGAGGAAGUGGAGGAGCAACGACAGGUAGUUGGACAGUGGAAACGUAAAGCGCAGAAGAUGACCAACGAAAUGAACGAUUUACGCAUGUUAUUGGAGGAGCAAAAUAGUCGUAAUAAUCUCCUCGAAAAGCGUCAGCGAAAGUUUGACUCUGAAUGCCAAGCGCUGCAGGACUCUGCCCGACAAGAAAAACAAUCUCGGGAACGUCUAUCUCGUGAAAAAGAUGUUCUUAUCGCCGAAAAAUUCACGAUAGAACAGACACUUUCUGAUGUGCGGUUGGAACUUGAGCUGAAAGAAGAAAAGUACAGUACGCUACAACGUGAACUAGAAGAAAUGACCUUUGGCGGCGGCACCGAAGAGGAGAUAGCUCAACUGAAACGUCAGAAAAUGGAACUUGAUCGUCGUUGUAAAGAACAGGAAGAGGAACUGGACGAAAUGGCAGGACAGAUGCAGUUGCUGGAACAAGCAAAGCUUCGCCUGGAAAUGUCCCUUGAAACCAUGCGAAAAGAAGCCCGUAAAGAGGCUCAACAGCGCGAUGAUGAGUUUGAAGAGGUUCGAGGAUCAGCUUACAAGAAAAUCAAGUCACUGGAAUGUCAGUUAGAACAAGAACACGAAGAACGAACUCUAUUACUGCGGGAGAAGCACGAACUUGAACGGCGUCUGAAUAACCUCGAGGAAAAUGUACGAGUCGAGCGAGUGGCAGAGGAAGCAGCUUCACAUAAAUUAAAGCGUGAUCUUAGAAAGUACAAAGCGCUCCUCCGCGAUGCACAAACUCAACUAGAACGAGCAAAAACCGAUUCUGCUGGUAAGACGCUGAUACGACAGCUUCGAAACCAGCUAGAAGAUGCUGAAUCGGCACGUACCUCGGCCGUGAAAGCUCGUCAAGUAGCGGAAAACGAAUUGCAGGAUGUCCAAUUGAUGCUGGAGGAAGCUCAACGAACACGGAUAGACGCCGUUGAGAAGGCCACUUCAGCUCUGCGCGACCGUAGUGAACUACAGGCGCAACUAGAUGAAAACGAAGAAGAAAUGGCUGAAUUAAUGAAAAAAUUCAGUGUCACCGUUAAACAGUUGAGCUCCGAACAAGCGAUCAUAGCGGACUACGAACUAAGGAUUUUAGAACUAGAAUCGGAGCGAACAUCCUUAAAAGAACAAAUAUCAGACUUAACGGCUCGACUGGAAAACGUGGAAAACAUAGGCGAUUCCCCAUCGAGCAUUCAAAUCAAGCGUCUUGAAUUACGUACCAAAGAAUUAGAAUCACGACUUGAGUUUGAACAAGCAACUCGUGCACGCAUGGAAAUUCAAUUGAACCGACACAAAGAUUCACUUGAAAAGGCACAAAGCGAAGUUGUUCAAAUUCGUAGCAAAGAAAUGCAUGCACAAGAUGCACUCAAGAAAUCACAGAGAACUAUACGGGAAUUACGGGAAGAGAUACACUCAUUUGCAAAUAAAGAGCAAGAAAAUCUAUCUAAGCGGAAGGAUCUUGAGAAGCGUCUGGAAACUGUAGAGGCCGAAUGCGCAUCGGCGCGUGCUGAUCUUCGGUUAGCAUUGCAAAGAAUAUCAGACUUACAGCAAGCGAUGGAGGAAGGAGACUCAUAUCAUUCAGAUAGUGAAAAUAGCGACAGUUCAAUUGAUUCAGUGAGUGAUUUGAACUACCGAAAUCCAAAUAAUAUUUCGUUUCAUCGAGAAAGGUAUGACGGUAUCAGCACUAAUGCAAUCGGUUCGAACCUGUGCAAUCUAGGGGAAAAUGAAAAUAUUCCAAGAGUCACCCUUACUUCGUCGUCCAUGACUUCCAUGCCAUCGGUGAAGGAAUACAGUGAAAGCAAUCGCGUCACCAAUGGUGAUGAAAAUGGAGAGUCUUCUUAUGCUUAAAAUGACGUCUAGUACUAUUCAAAAGGAAAUAUUUAAACAACAAUUUAAGAACUAAAACAAGUUGUUAUACAAAUUUCUUAAAAA